Messenger RNA from Tribolium castaneum (red flour beetle), 4651 nucleotides. It is a transcript of the gene Sec16, whose product is annotated as Secretory 16. The transcript has 18 exons. Gene Ontology annotation, biological process: Golgi organization; autophagy; COPII vesicle coat assembly. Bases 266 to 4396 code for a protein of 1376 amino acids. Gene Ontology annotation, cellular component: ER to Golgi transport vesicle membrane; endoplasmic reticulum exit site. The record is from RefSeq and is a predicted model, not a curated record. Lineage: Eukaryota; Metazoa; Arthropoda; Insecta; Coleoptera; Tenebrionidae.
GGUUUUACACGGGUCAAGGUUGCCACGUAAAACCUUUACACGUCUUUAAUCCCACAAAAGAAUAAUAAGAAAAGAAAUAAUUCGAUAAGGUGAAGAAAACACAGAUAAGGAAAUGAUUUAAAUAUUUUUUAAUUACGAGGUUUUUCCAUUCAAAAACUUUGAUUAUGUGAGUGAUGUGACUAAACCAUUUUUUGUUAACUGUAUGGAAUAAAAAGUGUUUUUGUGCGAUUAUAUCACAAUGGGGCGGCUAAUUUAAGUUUGAGCCAUGUCUUGGGUCAAGAAACGGGGGCAACCCGCCAAUGCGGGCGCUCCGCCCCAGGUUCCGAUGUACAACCCCAACCAACAUUCCAACCAAGAGAAUCACUGGCAACAAAACUACUACAACACCUACCAACAACAACAACAACCCUACAACAUGCAAUACAACCAACAAUACACUCAGAACAACUUCGAGGGGGCGCAAAGUGAAGACACUUGGGGCUCCAACUGGGGCUGGGGGGACGAAGACAACUCCAACACUCAGGCCCCCAACAUUGCCGAAAGUUUCGCGAAAGACGAGACCUGGAACUGGAAUCUAGAAGAGGCGAAGCCUCCGGAAGCCCCCUUAACCGGCAAACGAAACAAACUAGACACCCCUCAAUGGUCAGUGGAGUCUCAAAUGUCGCAAGAAUCGUCCGAUGAUGUUUUACAAACGUCCGAAAGUGACAAAAGUCGGGGGGGCGAAGCCGGCGGCCCCCAUGUCGAAAACAAGGAAAUCUUGUCCCCGAAACCCACCAAAUUUCCCACAUUGUCAGUUAACCUUGAAUCGCCCCCCGAUAACUCAGAACAGCCCGACAAGACUCCGCCCCCGCCCCGCUUCGAAAACAACGAGGCCCCCAUUAACGACCGUAACCAAUAUUUGGAAACGGCCCAAUUGUCCGACGUUGACUUUGCAAGAGUCCCCGAAAGUCACCCGAUUGAUGACGUGCAGCCCCCACCGGGGCUGCGCCGCAUGGUGGGCGGGGCCGAGUCGAGUGAACCCCCCGAAGGUUUACGACGAAUGAUUCCGGGCGAGUCGAGUUCACCCGAAGCGCGGAGCGCCGAACGAUCGGAAACGAUCGGCGCCGAUUCGGUUGACACGACGCCGCCGAAAGUUGACGAUUUGGUUUCGUCUGUUCGGAAUUUGUCGGUUGAGGAUGAGACCAAUGAGGUGAGCGGUGGGCGGAGACACAGUCGGGAAAGUUCGGAGAGUGAGCACGAGAGGCGGAGCAAGUCGCCGAGACGUGAUCGGAGGAAGGAUGAGAGAGAGAGGGAGAGGAAUAGGGGGCGGUACUCGCCUGAUAGGCGGGACAAAAGGCGGUACAAGGGGCGGUACGAGGAGGAGUCGGAUUAUUACAGUGAUAAGGAGAAGGAUAGAAGGCAUGAAAGGGAUUACGAUCGCAAAUAUAGUAGUUUAAGGAAGGAGAAGGAUAAGGAUAGAAGAAGGAGGGAUUAUGAUAGUAGGCCGCGGAAGGAUUAUUAUUAUGGGAGAUACGAGGAUGAGUUUGAAAAUGAGUCAAGGUCAAGAGCAUCAAGUCGCUCGGAUUCGAUGCAUGAGUCCUAUAGAGAGAGAGGGCAUGAUCGGAGGGAUCGCAGGCAUAAAGAGAGAGAGAGGCAUAAGAGGCGGAUGGAUCCCUUUAAUCCCUAUAAUCAGGCGUUCGGCUUCGACAUCUACAACCAGUACUACCAACAGUACCACUACUAUGAAAAUUUGCGUAAAACCAACCCGCAAGCCUACGCCCAGCUCUAUCGCAAGUACUAUCAAGAAGCAUCAGGGGAAACCCCUUACGGCACCGAAGACCGCGCUUCGGUUCAUUCCGGUCGCAGUUCAGCCAAUGACGAACUAGUCAAAGACAGGUAUACGCGUCAGAGCUAUUAUAGUCAAACGAGUUUGCCACACUUAGGAGGUUACUACAGAGGAUCUCAAACACAUAGUAUAUCGGGCCAAUAUGGCCUUGAUGACUCUAGUUUCGUGCGCACUCUUGAUCAGACCGACACCUCAUUAAAUUACGAAGACCCGAAUUUGACAGCUCAACGCUUAACGCCCGCCAAAUUUGCAACAGCUCAUAUUAAAGCUUCCAUAAGUUGUGGCAAAAUGGUUAAAAUUCUACCACACUAUCCACUUGAUGGUCAAGCUCCGACUGUUGAAUUGUGUAGUUUAGAAAAUUUCCUAUACAAUGAUGAAGACUAUCAAGAGCUGAAACGUUUUCCUGGACCUUUGGUCAAAGGAACAACACACAAAAAAACAAUCAUUGAAUAUUGUGAAAAUAAAAUAAAGAGUUGUGCUUUUAAUCAUUAUAUUGGUGAUAAGGAAUCUUAUAUUUUGAUGUGGGAGUUGCUAAUUUUGUUAAUACGACAAAAUGGGAUGGUUGUUGGUGCUGAUAUUGCCGAACUUUUGUUAAAAAAUCGGACACAAGAUGGCGUCCAAAGGGCGCCAUCUGUCAUUUCGAGUGUUGGAAGUAAUACAGUUGAAAGUGAAACAAAAGAAAAUCAACCAAUCGCAGUGUUGAAAGAAGAGGAGAUUACGAAUAAAUUCCGCGACUAUUUGCUCUACGGAUCGGUCAAGGAGGCUUUGGAGUGGGCCAUGAAGCACGGCCUCUGGGGCCACGCCCUCUUCCUCGCCAGCAAAUUAGAUAAGCGAACGUACGCCAAUGUCUUAAUGCGAUUCGCUAACGGGUUGGCCAUGAACGACCCCCUCCAAACCCUCUACCAAUUGUUAUCCGGUCGUACACCGGCCGCUGUAACCUGCGUUGCUGAUGAAAAAUGGGGUGAUUGGCGCCCCCAUCUCGCUAUGAUUUUAUCAAAUUCGACCCAAAGACCCGAAGUCAACUGUAAGGCUAUCACGGUCCUGGGUGACACACUUAUGGGGCGUGGCAGUUUAUACGCCGCCCAGUUUUGUUAUCUAAUGGCCGAAGUUGGCUUUGGGCGGUACGAUUGUGCCGAAUCAAAGUUGGUAUUAUUGGGAGCCAAUCAUAAUCAUACAUUUGGCAAGUUUGCCACCAAUGAGGCGAUUCACAUGACGGAGAUUUACGAAUAUGCGCGAAGUUUGAACGAUGAUGAUUUCGCAUUGGUUAAUUUUCAGCGUUUUAAAUAUUUACUUGCGACACGAUUGGCUGAUGUCGGUUUAUUAGAAAAAUCGUUGUCUUAUUUGGAAAAAAUUGCUAUUUUUAUUGUUAAAAAUCCGACAAGUGUCGAAACGGGAUUGGUCGAUGAUGUGGCGCGAUUGGCUGAUCGUUUGAAACACUACGAUCCAGUAGGCGUCGGUGAUGGCGAUUUUGACACGAGCCGACUUGAUAAUUCCUGGUUGGAGGAUCUAAGACGUGUACAAAACGAUCUCAACAUGGGUGUCAUUUCGCAACAAAAUGUGUCGUCUUCUACUUUACCGACACAAAAUGAACAAAUUUAUACACAAAAUCAAGAUACUUGGCAACAACAACAACAACAACAAUACGAUCAGUACCAACAACAACAAUGGAAUCCGGAACCGGUUGAACCGCCGGUACAACCGGAAACAAAUGAAAAUUAUAAUAAUUAUCAAGAGCAACAACAGUAUUGGGCGGGGCAACAGCAAUGGAACGAACAGCCGGUAUUACAGGAAACUGUAGAACAACAACAGCAGAAUUACUACGGUGCUGCUCAUAAUGAGCCGGAACAAGUCGAAAAACCCUCCCCUGACGACAUUCCGCAACCUCAAAUCUCGCUCCCUAAUCAACAACCGCAAAAAACCGAACCGACGGCCGAACCGAAAAAAGAAGUUGUAACCAAACCGAAAACUACCGAACCGGUUCAAGACAAGCAAAGUGGUUGGUUCGGCGGUAUUUUUAAUAAACUCACAUUGAAACCGAAAAAUCAAAUGAAACUACCGGAUGAUAAGAACCCGACGAUCUUGUGGGAUUCGGAGAAGAAACGAUGGGUGAACACGGACGAGGAUAAUGGAGAUGGAGGUAAUGAUUUUAAACCGCCUCCCAAGAUGGCCGAAAUGGCGCCAGUGCAGCCAACCUUCCACCAACAAGUACAAAAAGUGGAGCCAAUGCAAGAAAAUGGCAAUGUGGCGAAGCCGCCACAGCCUGCACAGGCCAAUAUGUUCAAGCUGCAAAAAAAUCGAAACAUUAAAAAAUCAUACAUCGACGUGUUUAAUCCAGGCAAGCCGGGGCCGGCUGCCGCCCCCGCGCCGCUAGGUGGCGCCCCGCAAGCCCAGCCUCCUAUGAACUUUUUUAUUCCACAACCGGUCAAUGACCCCAACGCGCCCACCGAUUUUCUGACACCAGCGCCACCUUUGCAGUUUAAUAACGACACACAGAUGUCUAGGUGGAGUUCGGCUAGUUCACUGUCAAGGGAGGUUCAGUCGUACACAAUGCAUAAACCAAUCCGCAGAUAGCUUUUGCUCUUGCUUGCUUCACAUCACAUUUCUUUUUUCCAUCAUAUGGCGCAGUGAGCGGGAUAUUGCCAACUCAACGGGAUGGAAUUCACCAAACGAGGGUUUUGUAAUUUUAUCCCAUAUUUAACGAUCCUGUGAUCACGCUGUUUAAUAUUGUAGUUUUAAUUAAUUUUAUUGAACAUUGAUUAUAUCAUAGAGAGACAAUAUGAAUAUCGGAGUGUAAGAAUUGUAAGGGAAUAAAGAAAUGAACAUUGA